Pseudophryne corroboree (corroboree frog) is the source of this 2285-nucleotide messenger RNA. Its product is annotated as achaete-scute homolog 2-like. Gene Ontology annotation, biological process: regulation of transcription by RNA polymerase II; developmental process. Gene Ontology annotation, molecular function: RNA polymerase II transcription regulatory region sequence-specific DNA binding; DNA-binding transcription factor activity, RNA polymerase II-specific; protein dimerization activity. Bases 250 to 777 code for a protein of 175 amino acids. The record is from RefSeq and is a predicted model, not a curated record. The transcript has 2 exons. Lineage: Eukaryota; Metazoa; Chordata; Amphibia; Anura; Myobatrachidae.
GAGUAAGGUGGGAGGGGGUGUUAUAGAGCUGGGAGUGGGGUAUAUAGUACAGUGUGGUGCACAAGGAAGUACAUAACAGAAAGAAGAAGAGGAGACAUGUCAUGACUGGCUGACAGGGGAGUUACCUCUCUUGUACAGCUCCUGGCUGCUAGGGCUCAGCAUAGGGAGCAGAGAGAGAGAUAUCACUGACUGCCAGAGGUCUCAUUCCUUGUCACUAAGGACAUAAAGCACCUGCCCUACCUCACCUCUAUGGAGUCAUUAGAGGAGCACAGCCACCUGCAGAGCAGCCCAGGGAGACAGCCAAGGACUAUGCGCAAAGGCAGCGCCUGUUCCGCGUCCCCACAAAGGCUCCGGUGCCAAAGGCGCAGCAGCUCGUCUGGAACCAGGAGCGCAACCUCCUCCACCUCCGAGAGGCGCAACGAGAGGGAGAGGAACCGAGUGAAGCUGGUGAACAUGGGCUUUGCCAAGCUCAGGCAGCAUGUGCCCCAGGCACAGGGUCCCAACAAGAAGUUGAGCAAGGUGGAGACGCUGCGCUCUGCAGUGGAAUAUAUUAGGGCGCUGCAGUCUCUGCUCUUGGACAGACAGUCAGGGGAUGAUGGGCAGAGGGGACCGAGCUCUGAUGGGCUCUCCCCUUGUGGCAGCAGCUGCUCUGUGGACUCAGGCUCUGCGGCUCUGUCACCGGGAUCCUGUUCCCCAUGUACAUCAGAGGAGUGCUCCCGGGAGGACAGUGGUGUAUCCGAGGCUGACUUUUUCCUAACCCUGCAUGGCUGGGGGUAGCAGGGUGCUGCAAGGUCAUAAAGAAUGAUUGGCUGCAUUUGCCUUGCAACAAAUAUGGAUAUGGCUUCUCGCUGGGACACUGUGCGGAUACUUUAGAAUGUUAAUAUAUAGAGACGGUUAUUUAUAUCUGGAGUUGUAUAUACGUUCUGGCUACUGACACUGCCUUUUGUAUUUAUCAAUGUUGUAGGAGGGUAAUAUAUUUGGUUAAAUCAGUAUUUUAUGUAUUUUGGAGGGGGAAGCGGUAACCUCCUAACUAUGGGGCUUUGUGUUGACUAUGUGCUGAGAACUGCUCUUUGAUUGUACUUUCCUAAAAUUCAGAACGCCCAAAAGUCCAACUCUGGAGAAGGGCUUUUAAGUGAGCCCUAUUGUAUGCGGAAAUAUCUUGCUCUUGUAUGGAUCUGAAAAAGCUCUGUUUGCAGAGAGCUUUCCCUUGCUCCAGGCUGCAUAAAGGACUGAAUCACAGCCAUACUCACUAAUGGAUCCAAGAGUAAACAGACUCAGCUUUAAAGAUACAGACAGACUCUGGAUCGUGCAAAACAAAAAGAAAAAGGACAUUUAAAAAAAAAAAAAUAUUUAGAAAGCCUUUUCAUGGCUAAGUACCUCAGUGACAGAGAUGUGACAACAUGCAUCGGCUGUCAGAUUACAGAGUACGUCAGCGGCGAGUUUGUCCUGUGACCUAUUAAUCUGUUCACAAAGUUUUUUUCGUCUUCCACCCUCACCGGCAGCACACAGCCAAACUGCGAGCUUCCAUGUUUGGAAUCCUAUGUUCAACAAAAUGUCUGUAUAUUAGGUGAAUGCUGCCACUAGGUGUCGCCACACAGGCAUCUAACCAGUCUUGGGCAACCUGUUGCCGCCUUAACUAUCAUGAGGCUACAGGUACCAGUAUUGUGAUCCAGCUGUUGGCUGUUAGAUCACGCUCAGGCUUCUACAGCCUUUGGAUGACGGCAGGUUGCUUACAUCUGACCUAUACAAUUAUGCAUAUGAUGUAAUAUUUACACACUACCUCUAUUUAUCAGUUGUGAUAAUGUUUAAUAUGGAUGUAAUCACUGUUACUUAGGUUUGCUGAUGACUCGUGUUUGUAUUGAAACCUUAAUGUUAUUGGCUCAGUAACCUGUUCCAUGGCAGUUAAAAAGGAAAAGCUGCAAUAACCAGUUUUCUGGAAGUGCAGACAAGACAAUGAAGGGUGCCUCCAAAAUCCAGCUGCCUUACAAUGGUGUCAGCUCUAUAAUUAGACAGAGAGAAAGAGGCCAAUCAGGGACUAACAUUACUGCAGCCUCUCUCCUGGCCUAGCGACUUGUGCCUUAAACUGUAUAAACUAUAGCGAAUCCGCAUCAAGAAUCUCUCCAAGUGCAUGAUGGGAAAUGACUUUCACACAUAUCCGGAGACAAGAGGCAUUGUACAUCUGUGGACUGCGCUCACCGAUGUCUGGACUGUUAAGUUAUUUAUUUGUAUAUACAUUCUUUUUACAUACAGAUUUUCUAACCCGAACGUUAAGCUAUUUUUCUAAU